UACGCAUUUGAAGCCAAAUCAACUAUGUUUAUGUGUGUAUAUAUGUAUAUAUAUGUAUAGGUACCAUUGGUGCAGAUGAUGUAAACCAGCAACAAGCCAGCGUCUUAAAAAACCAGAAAGCAGCAGAUAUAUAUAUUUUUUGGGAGGAGAAAGAAUGUACGUGACAAGGCCUAUGUCCAUGUACAAAAGGUCCCCAGAAGCUCUGUCAGAAACUCCCCCUGAUGGUCCAAACUCUGGUAUUCUAGUAAUCCUAGAUGAAGAAGCUCAGCCGACCUGUUGUUUUGGAUUGUGCAAGAGUGGACGACUCCGAGACCUGCCCUUCCCACAGAACAAAAACCUCAAAAUCCAAUAUACCCAAAGCGAUAGCCAGAACCAGACUAGUACUGAUGUUAACCGUGUUAUCUUAAUUCCUGCUCUGGAUCAACCAUUGUCUUCUAAUAGAUACUACGCAAUACAACCAAAGGGAAGCCAUCAAGGGGAAGCAUUCACAAACUCAAGAGAGGAGGACAUGAGUACCUGCUGUUUCUGCAACUGUAUUCGGGACUUAAAACCACAACCUUUCGACAAUCACAACAUGCAUCAGCAAUUCGAGAUUCGACGUCGAGACUGGGGCGGUUAUACGGCAAAAUCUGUAGCUCCUGAUGGUUUUCCUCCAUCAUUCUUGAGGAGAAAGGGUUGGACAGUGUAUGCCUCCACUCCAAAAGACUUUGAUUUAGCUGAAGCCAAAGGCCUUGACACAACUCUCCGCGCUCGCCUUCCCGACUUCAACAACUUCCCUUUAACGCAUAAAACUUCGCCAUCAGUAGUUGUAGGGAAGUGGUACUGUCCAUUUCUGUUUAUCAAAGAAGGAACACUCAAGGACCAGAUUAGCAGAUCAAGGUACUACGAGAUGACACUUGAACAGAGAUGGGAGCAGAUUUUCGCGUGCGAAAGUAGUCCGAAACAAGGCAAUCAAGUAUUUAUUGAUGUUAAUGUGCUGAAAGAAGUGGUUCGGUUGGGUGAUGGGAGGGAGACUGUGCAAGACAAAGGCGUUGAUGGAGAGACGUGGUUCCGCAGCCAGGCGGGGGAUGCAAGGGUGGGGUUGAGUUUGGCAAUUGUUGAUAGAAUGAAAUGGGAGGAAGAGAGAUUUGGUUGGAGCAGCAAUGGGAAUGAAAGGGAAGUGAGAGUGAAGAGAGUUGAGGAGUUUAAAGGUAAGGGAGAGUGGACCAAGUUUGGGUGCUAUGUGUUGGUGGAGAGGUUUGUGUUGAAGAGAAUGGAUAGGAGUUUGGUUCUCACAUAUGAUUUUAGGCACACUCAACAGAUUAGAGCCAAAUGGGAAUGAAAAUUCCAGCAGCAAUUCUUGCUUAAAAGUUGCAAGAAGAGCUCAUGGAGGAUGCUAAAUUAUGUGUUUUUAAGUUAGUCCUACAGCUGAGGGGUGGUGUUUUAUUUAUUUAUUAAGUGUUAUACUGUUUAUUGUAUUGUUUCUCAUGGUUGGUUACAUAAAUACCACUGGUUAUUGUUUGCAUAUU
Messenger RNA from Tripterygium wilfordii, 1508 nucleotides. RefSeq lists its product as uncharacterized. The transcript has 2 exons. The record is from RefSeq and is a predicted model, not a curated record. The coding region runs from base 155 to 1321 and encodes 388 amino acids. NCBI's taxonomy places the organism in Eukaryota, Viridiplantae, Streptophyta, Magnoliopsida, Celastrales, Celastraceae.